Molecule: messenger RNA, 3094 nt
Organism: Helicoverpa armigera (cotton bollworm)
Lineage: Eukaryota; Metazoa; Arthropoda; Insecta; Lepidoptera; Noctuidae
Gene: ebi
Product: ebi
Exons: 8
Coding region: 126-1649 (507 amino acids)
Biological process (GO): regulation of transcription by RNA polymerase II
Cellular component (GO): histone deacetylase complex
Molecular function (GO): transcription corepressor activity; protein binding
Source: RefSeq, a predicted model, not a curated record
AAAAGAUUUUUGCUUUACAAUCAAUGAUCGGUGCGAAGUAAAUAAAAGGGGUUAAAUGUUUUCUAUCGGUUUCUAACGAAAAUUGAUCAAUUUAUUCCCCUGAAUGUAUUAAAUUAUAAAACAAAAUGAGUUUUUCCAGUGACGAAGUCAAUUUUCUUGUAUAUCGCUAUUUACAGGAAUCAGGAUUUCAUCACUCUGCAUAUACAUUUGGUAUUGAGUCUCACAUAUCUCAGAGUAACAUCAAUGGAGCCUUAGUGCCACCUGCUGCUUUGCUUAAUAUAUUACAAAAAGGAUUACAAUACACGGAAGCAGAAAUAACAAUAGGAGAAGAUGGCACAGAAACACGGCUCACAGAAAGUUUAAGUCUGAUUGAUGCAGUCACACCAGAUAUCGUAGCUGCAAGGCAGAAUGCACAUAAUGCUCAAAAGCAAGCCAUCAAGGCAGAACCUGGCUCUGGUGGGGAACAAAAUGGAGUUGAUGGCACAACAUGUAAUGCUGCGGCAGCUGCACCUGGUGGGGCGGCAACUCCAAGUGCUCCAGAGGCAAUGGAUAUGGAUCAGUCCAUAGAAAUCCCUGCCAGCAAAGCCACUGUGCUCAGAGGACAUGAAUCUGAGGUGUUCAUCUGUGCUUGGAACCCCAGCACAGACCUGCUGGCUAGUGGAUCAGGAGACAGCACUGCUAGAAUAUGGGACAUGUCAGACAAUCCAGCCACUACCCCCAAUCAGUUGGUGUUGAGGCACUGCAUACAAAAGGGUGGUGCUGAAGUACCCAGCAACAAAGAUGUUACAUCAUUAGACUGGAACUGUGAUGGAAACCUCCUUGCCACAGGCUCAUAUGAUGGUUAUGCUCGUAUUUGGACCACAGAUGGUACCUUGGCAUCAACACUAGGCCAACAUAAAGGUCCAAUAUUUGCUUUAAAGUGGAACAAAAGAGGAAACUAUAUUUUGAGUGCAGGGGUUGACAAGACAACAAUUAUUUGGGAUGCAUCAACAGGACAAUGCACACAACAGUUCUCAUUCCAUUUAGCUCCAGCUCUUGAUGUUGACUGGCAGACCAACACUUCCUUUGCAUCUUGCUCUACUGAUCAGUGUAUUCAUGUCUGCAAACUUAAUGCUGAUAAGCCAAUCAAAAGCUUUCAAGGUCACACUAAUGAAGUUAAUGCCAUAAAAUGGGAUCCUCAAGGACAAUUAUUAGCAUCAUGUUCAGAUGACAUGACAUUAAAGAUUUGGUCCAUGAAACAGGACACAUGUGUGCAUGACUUACAGGCACACUCAAAAGAAAUCUACACAAUCAAAUGGUCACCUACAGGGCCUGGAACACAGAAUCCCAACAUGAAUCUGAUCUUGGCAAGUGCUUCUUUUGACAGCACAGUCCGCUUAUGGGAUGUUGAACGAGGUGUGUGCAUACAUACACUCACAAAACACACUGAACCAGUUUACAGUGUGGCAUUUUCGCCUGAUGGCAAAUUCCUUGCUAGUGGAUCAUUUGAUAAGUGUGUGCACAUAUGGUCAACACAAACUGGAAGUCUUGUGCACUCAUACAAAGGCACAGGAGGUAUUUUUGAAGUUUGCUGGAACUCACGAGGCACGAAAGUUGGCGCAAGCGCUAGUGACGGCAGUGUAUUUGUUUUAGAUUUGCGUAAACUAUAACAACAGGCUGUCAGAAACACUGUAUGUGUGUUUAAUCAUAAAAAAAUCAGGAGAUGAUUAUGAACUUUCAAAAAACAGUUAUAAAACUUAUAACCUGUAUUAAAAUGUAGUUGACCCUCAGAUUUGUAUUUAUGGCAAUAACUAUAGAUUGAUAUUGUAUUAUCCAUAAAUCUUAGUAGUAUCAGGAUUUUCAACAAUAAUAUUAUACAUGUAAAAGUCAAUUUGUUUCCAAGUUAAAGUUUCAAGGCAAGAUAAUCUGAACUGAUACAGAUGCAACUUAGUGUAGAGACGGUUAAGACUAAAUUUGUUCAUACAUUUCCUGUUGUGUUAGGUGAAGUAUUUCUGUAAGGAAGUAAUGAGGGUUUUCUAAAAUGGCGUCCACCAGGUGGCGCACUGAGUCGUCAGGUCCAGGUAACUGUCAAAGUGUUUAUCUUUACUAUGAAUAGUGAACGAUUUUAGUGGUUUUUUUAUUUUAUAAUUAAAGCACUGCAUUCACUGACCUCUAUAUUUACCACUGGACAGGCUGUUGUCAACGUGUUUUUGUGCCCGUUUGAUAAUCGCCAUUUUGGCGCUGUUAGACGUAGCGAGUGUUCGUGGUAUGUACUAAGGUACUAAAAUUAUUUUACAGUGAACCAAUGAACAAACACGUCUCUCGCAGCCAUUUGAAAUUAUACGUCAAAAUUAGUUUUGUGGACACUCGCUUAGACGAUAUUGGCGCUUCAAAUGGGCACAAUAAAAUUGCUGUCAAACGUACGGAACAGCCGGUCCAGUGUGUAAAUAUAGAGGUCAGUGACUGCAUUAUUGUUUUACUAUUGAGGUUGAGUAAAUAAAAAAAACUAAAUCAUAUUGUGUUAACAAAUUUUUCAACUACCAGUGACUUUUGCACCCUCUCUCUUAGCUCAAUUUUUAGUUCGGAAACCUUAUUCUGACCGUAGUCCAUAAUAAAAUCAAUAACACUUCCAAUAUAACAGAAUUUCAAUAAACAAUAAGUUCGGCACCUACAAUUCCAUACUAUUUGACAGCUGUUUGGACCAGACGCAUACGUGGCGCCACCCGGUGGCAGAAAAAAUUUCAAAAACCCUCAUUGAUACUGCAGGAAACAUCAUAUAGUAUUUGGAAAUGUAUACAUUAUUAAUGGUUAAAAUUGCCAUUGUAAAGCUUUAUACUGUAAGUUUAUUAAAUUAUACCUUUCAUAUUUACUCUAUAUUGAUAAUAGUGAAUCAUUUAUAUUCCCACUUUCUGUAUGUAAUUGGUAUGUAUUGUGAUGGUGAUAUGAGGUAACCAUAAAAUUAGUAUUCAUGGAACUCAAUAUGAAUUAUUAUUGUCGACAUUAAUUUUAAUCUACAAAUUUCCAUUUACCUAUAGGAAUUACUUAAUUUUUGUUACUUGUGUAAUAAUAGGAAUAUUUUUUAUAACAAAUAAAAGAGUAUAAAUAGUAAAAGUAA